UCCAGGUCCAUGUGAUUUCAGCACAUGUGAUAUUGUACGGGGUUUAAGCUUUUUCUUCAUGAGUUUCGUUUCCCCAAAACCCUCGGGGGAAAUCUCUCUCCCAAAUUUAAACUCCAAUUUUCACCUGCAAAUCACCCCAACUAAAACCCUAACUUGAAAUCACUUCUAUCACACUAUGAAAUCCCUAAAACCAAAAACCAUCUUCAUUAUCCCCACUUCUCAUUUACUCUCUUCAAUUUAUAGAGUUUCUCAUUUCUCUUCGUCUCCAUCUUCAAUCUCCGAUUCUCAUUCUACUGUACAUUCUCCCUCUUCUUCUUCUUCUUCGAGGACAAAUCAAGAAGAAGAAAGAAGAAACGUAAAGGCAUCAGUUUGGUGGGAUUUUGAGAAUUGUCAAGUUCCUAAUGGAGUUAAUGUUGCUAAAAUAGCACACAGGAUUACUUCUGCUCUUAGAAUUAAUGGGAUCGAAGGACCUGUUUCAAUUACGGCAUUUGGGGAUGUUUAUCAACUAUCUAGGGCUAAUCAAGAAGCUCUUUCUUCUACUGGAAUCUCCCUUUAUCAUGUUCCACAUGGAAAGAACAAUGCUGACAGAUCACUUCUUGUUGAUCUUGUCUAUUGGGUGUCACAGAACCCCCCACCAGCACAUGUCCUUUUAAUAUCGAGAGACCGAGACUUUGCUAAUGUUUUAAAUCGACUAAGAAUGAGCAACUACAAUGUAUUACUGGCAAGUCUGGGUAAUCCUCCAGAUGUUCUUAACAGUUCUGCGAGUAUCACGUGGUGCUGGAACGGUCUGGUUAGUGGAGAAAAACUUACUGGAAGGCGCUUUAACCAGCCUCCCGUUGGUUUUUCUUCUUUGUACGGGCAGUACAAGGGACCCUUGGAGGAUCCAUUUCUGGAGACACAGACAACUUUGCAGAAUGUUGCAGAUCUUAAUACAAAUGUUAAUCUCCCUCCAGUUCCCGAGGCUUUAACAAGCAAGAUUUGUCAAAUAGUGGACUUACAUGCCAAUGGAAUCAAUAUUUGCGACCUGAGAAGCCUGGUGUGUGUGGAUAAAGACUUCUACGGGCGUAAAAAGUUUUCAAAGUUACUUAUGUCUAUGUCAGAUCAAUUGAAACUCGUUAGAACUAAUGAUAGCAAGAUUUUUGUUCAUCGCGCCCGACCAAAAGCUGCUACUUUCGUCGACCAUGAGUCGAGCUUGCCAAAAAAUAGCACCACAGACCUAAAAGGGGAAAAUGCAGAGAGUUCUGUAUGUGUUGAUAACUAUUCUGGUUUCUUUGGCAAGAUUGUAAACUGGUUCAGAGUUUGGAUAACUGGUCCCCAGGCUGAUCAAUCAAACAGAAAAGCUACUGAAGACAAAGGCGAGAUAAAGGGCAAAGCUGGAAGCCAUGAAAUAUUGUCCACAAGUACUGAUUAUGCUAUUGAACAAUAUAGGAAAGCAGUAACAAAUAUUCAAGCUGAAAAGUGUGAAACACUGUCCACAAAUUCUGACCUGGCUAAGGAAAAAUCUAGCAAAGAUGUGACUGCGAAAAAUAUUCAAGCUGGAUAUCAUGAACUUUUCUCCACUAGUUUGUUUUGGGAAGAGAUUGAAGUAUUUCUGUGCUCACAAAAAGGGAGGUCCCUCAUUAAGCAAGCAAUGACCAGGUUACAAAUUGCGGAAGAGCUAAAAGAGAAGGGACCUGAGGUUCUUAGAACUCUCUCUGUCACCGCUCUCAGUCACUUGAUAUAUCUAUUAAUUUCCAAGAAGAAAUGGAUAGAACAUUGUCCUUCCCAAGCUUUUCCUUUCAGUGUCAUUCAUUCGCAGUUAUCACCUCAUCAUGGUAUAAAUGGGUUAAGUGCUAUCGUCUCCCCUAAGUCAUCUUCUCAGGGAAGCUUGCCGAGAUUAUCGAUUCAUGGAGGAGAGAAAGAAAAUGGAGAUGUUGAUUCUGCAUGGCAGGAACUUGGGCCUGUUUGCAACACGAACUCUGAUAGAAACGAUACAAAAUAUUCUGAUCAAGAUAGGAAAACAAACCUGCAGUUAUCUUUUAACCACAGUACUAACAGGUUAAGUACUAUCGUAUCCGCCAAGUCAUCUUCUCAGGGAAACUUCCAGAGAUUAUCAGCUCAAGAAGGAGAGAUAGAACAUCCGAACCACACGGAGUGGGGCGUGGAUAUUGAUAAAUCAGCAAGGCAGAUGCUAGGGGACUGUCAGAAGCUUGUAACCGAAAUUUUGGAGAAACAUCCGGAAAGAUUCAAUAUGAGUGUCAUCAAGGGUUUGUUUCUCCAGAAAUAUGGAUAUUCUCUGGAGCUUCAAAUACUUGGGCACUCUAACCUAUCAUCUCUAGUACGGUCUAUACCUGGGGUGAGAGUGGAGGGAACUUUUGUCGUACCUUCUGGAAAAUUAUCUUGUGAUUUUAGUGUGGAAAAGUUAGGUAACUCGGAUAACAACGACAACAGUAAUAAAGAUAUCGACAUAUCUGAUUCGGUAGAAAAUGGAGAUGAUGAUUCUGUAUGGGAGGAACUUGGGCCUGUUUGUAACAUGAAUACAUCUUCUCCUGGAAACUUGCCAAGGUUAUCAGUUCAUGGAGGAGAGAGAGAAAAUGGAGAUGAUGAUUCUGUAUGGGAGGAACUUGGGCCUGUUUGUAACAAAAAUUCUGAUAGAACUGAUGCAGAAGAUUCUGAACACAAUAGGAAAACUAACCUGGGGUUAUCUUCCAACCACAGUACUAACAUGUUAAGUGCUAUUGUUUCCGCCAAGAAAUCUUCUCAGGGCAACUUGCCGAGAUUAUCAUUUCACGAAGGAGAGAAAGAACAUCUGAACCACACAGAGAGGGGCGUGGAUUCUGAUAAAUCAGCAAGGCAGAUGCUAAUGGACUGUCAGAAGCUUGUGGGCGAGGUUAUGGAGAAACAUCCAGAAGGAUUUAGCAUGGAUUGUAUUAAACAUUUGUUUUUCGAGAGGUAUGGACAUUCUCUGAAGUAUCAAAUGCUUGGCCACACUGAACUAGCAUCUCUGAUGCAAACCAUUCCUGGAGUGAGAGUAGAGGGGGAUUUUAUUGUACCUUCUGGACCUCGUGAUUUUGACGUGGAAAAGCUAGGUAACUCGGAUAACAACGACAAUUACAAUAAUUUAGAUACUGGCAUAUCUGGCUCAGUAGGCAAUGGAGAUGAUGAUUCUGCAUGGGAGGAACUUGGGCCUAUUUUAUGUAACACGAAGUCAAAUGGAAAUGUCACCGAAGAUACUGAUCGCACUAGGUGUACAAUUCUUGAGAAGCCAGACCCUGAUUCUGAUUUCUCUGACGCAAAGUUUUCAGAUUCAGAAGCAACCAGAAAAGAUUUGCAAGUGAGACAGCAAAAGAAGGGAGGAAAUGACCAAGAGGUUCUUGCUUCGUUGCACACUAUCAAGAAGAGUGGUCAAGCUAGGUUGAAAAAAAUCCAUCAUUUAGGCUCUUCUAUAAAUGAUUCAAAGCUAAUGGAUGUAGAUAUUGGUACAGAUUCUGAACCAAUUAUCAGGGCUCUAAGGAGUGCCACAUUGGUUGGCAAAAAUGUUAGGAACAAAAGGGGCAAGGUUGUCGAUAGCAUACUGCGAACACUUGAAAAAUAGUAAGAAUGGUGUUUUUAGAGUAAGAGAGUCAUAAUUGAUCAUACGAGCUCAUAAAUCCACAAGGAUCAAAAUGGGCAUGUAAUGAUGUAAUUAUUAGAUAGAAAACUCAAUUCAAGUUUCUAUUGUUCUUGGCCACAAUUUUGCCAAGCACCACCAGUUUUUCUGAAUUAAAUGAAAAGAAGGAACAGCU
Messenger RNA from Papaver somniferum (opium poppy), 3764 nucleotides. RefSeq lists its product as uncharacterized. Gene Ontology annotation, biological process: regulation of gene expression. The transcript has 3 exons. Lineage: Eukaryota; Viridiplantae; Streptophyta; Magnoliopsida; Ranunculales; Papaveraceae. The record is from RefSeq and is a predicted model, not a curated record. Gene Ontology annotation, molecular function: RNA nuclease activity. Gene Ontology annotation, cellular component: peroxisome. Bases 176 to 3574 code for a protein of 1132 amino acids.